Messenger RNA from Carassius auratus (goldfish), 4284 nucleotides. Its product is annotated as fibroblast growth factor receptor 1-A-like. Gene Ontology annotation, cellular component: signaling receptor complex; plasma membrane. Gene Ontology annotation, biological process: positive regulation of cell population proliferation; multicellular organism development; protein phosphorylation. The record is from RefSeq and is a predicted model, not a curated record. NCBI's taxonomy places the organism in Eukaryota, Metazoa, Chordata, Actinopteri, Cypriniformes, Cyprinidae. Bases 639 to 2894 code for a protein of 751 amino acids. Gene Ontology annotation, molecular function: fibroblast growth factor receptor activity; ATP binding; fibroblast growth factor binding. The transcript has 18 exons.
UCCUUCAUAUGUCUUUCCAGGGGAAGAAUCGCUGCUGUGAGCGACAGAGAAAGCGCACGACAAACACGCUACUUCGCAGCAGUUUACCUCGGUGUGACUCGUAAAUCUCCGUGCGUCGCGAGACACCCGCCCGAGCUUAUGAAUGAAAAACUUCCCAAAGAGCAAAGACCUGGAAGUUUUCUGACUGGUUAUCUACGCACCUGGACCAAAACCUAUUGUUUGGUUCAACUGGUUUAAACGCGACUCGCUACUUUUUGCAAAAAACCAGGCGAGCUGCACGAGAGAAAUCUGACUGAGUGGCUUGUUUUGAUUCAAUUCAGCGUGGGAUAUUUUCUACAGAGAUCGCUUGUUUUGGAGUAAUGCUUCACAAACCUAAAUAACUCCCACAAAGAAGCGCCACUUCAACAACCCAGUGCUCAUAAUACCAUUCAGAGGGAUGGAGGCGUGACUAGGGUCCCGAGGAAAGACAAGUGUCAAGUGGCGUUUCUAAGAGGGGCAUAGCAUUAACAGAUGUGUUUCACACCACCGGGAUGGCCUUUUCCACACCUAUUCAGGGCCCAGCUGCUGUCGGGUGAGGGGUCGAGAGGUAGCUGUAUGCUGCCAGUGUUGAUGGGCCAGUACUGCCCACAGCUGUGUGAAUGAACUGUUUCGGCCCACCCUCCUCGCCCAGCUGCCCUGGCAUGGCUUCUCUCAGGAAGAUGAAGUCAUGGCGUUUGCUUCUCCUGUGGGUUAUUCUAGCUCAGUUCCCCUUGGCCCACGCACGUCCCGCAGUAACCGAACAAGGUCAUGCAGAACCGUCUUCUGAGGAUGAGGACGACGAUGAGUCAUCGUCAGAGGAGAACAAGCCGUCAAGUAGCCAGGAGCUCUUACCGAUGGCGCCUCAUUGGGCCCAGCCUGAAAAGAUGGAGAAGAAGCUUCAUGCCGUACCGGCCAGCAAAACUGUGAAAUUCCGAUGUCAGGCCGAGGGAAACCCGAUGCCGAAACUACGCUGGCUCAAGAAUGGAAAAGAGUUCAAAAGAGACCAGCGCAUCGGGGGCUACAAGCUGCGGGAACACAUGUGGACCAUAAUCAUGGAGUCUGUGGUGCCCUCAGACAAGGGCAACUACACAUGCCUUGUGGAGAACGAAUACGGAAGCAUCAAUCACACCUAUCAGCUGGAUGUAGUGGAGCGAUCGCCUCACAGGCCCAUCCUGUACGCUGGUCUUCCUGCAAACCGAACGGCUGUGGUCGGCAGUGAUGUAGAGUUCGUCUGCAAGGUCUUCAGUGAUCCCCAGCCUCACAUUCAGUGGCUCAAACACAUACAUGUGAACGGAAGCAAACUGGGACCUGAUGGACUCCCUUACGUACGCGUCCUAAAGCACUCGGGGGUCAAUAGCUCGGACACCCAGGUGCUGACGCUCUACAAUAUCACAGAAGAAGAGGGCGGCGAGUAUAUAUGCAAAGUGUCCAAUUAUAUAGGAGAAGCCAAUCAGUCAGCCUGGUUAACUGUCCUUAGACUUGACAUGCAAGCCCCCACCACUCCCUCUGCAGUCCCCAGUCAGUCCUACCUGGAGGUGCUGAUCUACUGCGUCGGAUUCUUCCUCAUAUUCCUCAUGGUAGGAAUUGCCACCAUCGUCAAAGUCCGCAGCUCCUCCAAGAAGAGCAACUUCAACAGCCAGCUGGCCGUCCAUAAGCUGGCCAAAAGCAUUCCUCUCCGCAGACAGGUGUCGGUGGAAUCCAGUUCCUCUCUGAACUCUGGUGUGAUGUUGGUCCGACCUUCACGACUCUCCUCCAGCGGGUCGCCCAUGCUGUCAGGGGUGUCCGAGUACGAGCUGCCCCAGGACCCGUGCUGGGAGGUGCCCCGAGAGAGGCUAGUACUUGGGAAACCUCUGGGAGAGGGCUGCUUUGGCCAGGUGGUGAUGGGCGAAGCCAUUGGAGUGGACAAAGACAAGCCCAACCGCAUAACUAAAGUCGCCGUGAAGAUGCUGAAAUCUGACGCCACUGAGAAGGACCUAUCUGACCUCAUCUCAGAGAUGGAGAUGAUGAAGAUGAUUGGAAAACACAAGAACAUCAUCAACCUGCUCGGAGCUUGUACCCAGGAUGGCCCUCUUUAUGUCAUCGUGGAAUACGCCUCUAAAGGAAACCUGCGGGAAUAUCUGCGUGCCCGCCGGCCACAUGGCAUGGAGUACUGUUACAAUCCUGACCAGGUGCCCGUGGAGAGCAUGUCCAUUAAAGACUUGGUCUCCUGUGCCUACCAGGUGGCUCGUGGCAUGGAGUACCUGGCGUCCAAAAAGUGCAUCCACAGAGACUUGGCAGCACGCAAUGUACUUGUAACAGAGGACAAUGUAAUGAAGAUAGCAGACUUCGGUCUGGCCCGGGACGUUCAUCACAUAGAUUACUACAAGAAGACAACAAAUGGCCGCCUGCCUGUCAAAUGGAUGGCACCUGAGGCUUUGUUUGACAGGAUUUACACGCAUCAGAGUGACGUAUGGUCUUUUGGUGUUCUUCUGUGGGAGAUCUUCACUCUGGGGGGCUCGCCGUAUCCAGGAGUGCCUGUGGAAGAGCUCUUCAAGUUACUACGAGAAGGUCAUCGCAUGGACAGACCCUCAGCCUGCACUCAGGAGAUGUACCUGAUGAUGAAAGACUGCUGGCAUGCGGUUCCCACACAUAGGCCAACUUUUAAACAGCUUGUAGAAGACCUUGAUCGCACUCUGUCCAUGAUAUCCAAUCAGGAGUAUCUGGACCUCUCCGUUCCCCUGGAGCCCAUGUACUCUCAGGUCAUCCUGAAUGAACGGAGUUCCACCUGCUCCUCCGAGCAGGACUCAGUGUUUUUAAGAGAGUCUGGACCUGAAGAACCCUGUAUCCCUCUGACAGUUCCCCCACAACAAACUGUACGAUCCUUCACAAAACGCUGACAGUAGAGAACACCUGGACCUCCAUGUUCAUAGAGGAUCUCUCUACAUCUUUCUGCUUCUUUUGACUCAUCACCUCCGCAGGCUCAGAGACUGAGGAGUUCAGCCUGGGCCGUUCUAGCACAGAAACACAAGCAGGAGGACCAGCACACUCUCUAAAAACAAGACAGAUCACAACAGAGAGGGAACGAUCAAACUUUUUGUCCAUCAAUUGUCCUUCAGUGGGAUCGAUCCUCACAAAUAAGAUGCUCGCAAAGCAUCACAGAAGGAUAAAAUGGUCAUCAAUGCCAACAAAGUCAAUGGGGUGGAGAAAUAAUUUCAAGUAAAUGUAGUGAAAUUGUACAAACAUGAAAUUAUAUAAACACUGUUUUUAUAUUACUAUUAUAAUUAUUAUGAUUGUUGUACGAGUUAUCCGCUUUUAUGUUCAAACAUGGUGACAUUUUGUCAUUGCUUGGAUUCUAUUUCUGCAGCAAUGAAAUCUCAUUGGUCAAAAAUAAUAGGAUAUUUUAUUAAUAAUGAAGUGUGUAAUUUUGUUGUUUAGAUGUUCAGAUACUUUCUUGUUUCUCAGCGAUUCAAAGACGCCAUUUGAAGGACGGUACCCUGAAAACUGUAAACACUAUUGCACUCUCAAAAAUGUGUCUUUUUGAUCCUGACCUGCUCAGUGUAGCAUUAUUGGCUUGACCAGUAUCUUGAAUCUGUUUGUUCGACCAAUGGAAGAUAAAGUAAAAGUUUAGGAAACCUGUUUGAAAACAGUUGAUAUUUUCUGCUGUUUGGCAAUGCUAGUCGUGCAGAAAUUACACACUUUAGCUAUAAACAUCAAAUAUGUUCGGACUGGUUUUGACUGUGUUGCAUUUUCUCUUUCACUGUGGAAAAAUGAAUAACUUAUGGUUAAAAAUGUCAUCUUGUGCCUGUUUAGAAGUUGGUGUCACACAGAUUUAUACAUGUUAAAAUAAGCUACAAAUAAAAUCUGUUACUAUUGCUUGCUGUUACGAUCGUAAGGUGCGAAUGCAGCAUCCUGAAACACUCAAUUCAAGGGUGAAUGAAUGUUUAGUUUGUAUUAAUAUGAAGCAGAUGGAAUAUGCAUGUCUGUUUAGCAUCAGCAUGGUGGUUGACAAUCUGUUAGCACCAGCUUCAAAGCAUAGCAUGUCUGUAGCUUCUUCGUUAUUUUAAGCUAGACUCUCAAACGACAGGGUUUAUAUGACAGGAUUGGCAACUUAUUGUAAGGAACAGUGUAAAAUUGUGUUCUUGAAUAGAGUUUUGAUACUUGUUUGAUUAUGUAUGUCCUGAUGUAAAUUUCGAGGCAGUGGCCAUGCACUUAUAUUCAGGCUGUCAAUAAGCUGACUGAUAUUGCCUUUCCUGUGGGUAUAUAAAUAAAAAAAUGUUAUAUAUAAAA